AAAAAAAAAAAAAAAAAAAAAAAAAAAAAAAAAAAAAAAAAAAAAAAAGAAAAAAAAAAAGGAAAAAAAAGAAAGAACAAAAAAAAAAAAAAAAAAAAAAGAAAAAGAAAAAAAAUGAAAAAAGAAAAAAAAAUGAAAAAGGAAAAGAAGAAAAAAAAAAAAAAAAAAAAAAAAAAA
Messenger RNA from Sceloporus undulatus (fence lizard), 177 nucleotides. Its product is annotated as protein PXR1-like. The transcript has 2 exons. Lineage: Eukaryota; Metazoa; Chordata; Lepidosauria; Squamata; Phrynosomatidae. The annotation marks the transcript as partial. The record is from RefSeq and is a predicted model, not a curated record.